Molecule: messenger RNA, 420 nt
Organism: Pediculus humanus corporis (human body louse)
Lineage: Eukaryota; Metazoa; Arthropoda; Insecta; Psocodea; Pediculidae
Product: 40S ribosomal protein S12, putative
Exons: 4
Coding region: 1-420 (139 amino acids)
Biological process (GO): translation
Cellular component (GO): cytosolic small ribosomal subunit; ribosome
Molecular function (GO): structural constituent of ribosome
Source: RefSeq, a predicted model, not a curated record
AUGUCGGAUGUUGAAGUUGACGAUGUACCUUCUGCAGCUGCAGCUGGAGGACCAAUGGAUAUAAAUAUUGCCCUUCAAGAAGUUUUAAAAACUGCUCUUAUUCACGAUGGGCUUGCUCAUGGCCUUCAUGAAUCUGCUAAGGCGCUAGACAAGAGACAAGCUUACCUAUGUGUUCUCGCUGAAAACUGUGAUGAACCCAUGUAUAAAAAACUUGUACAAGCUCUAUGUAAUGAACAUCAAAUUCCUUUGAUCAAAGUUGAUAAUAAUAAAAAAUUAGGAGAAUGGUCUGGUCUUUGUAAAAUUGAUGCUGUUGGCAAACCUAGAAAGGUUGUAGGAUGUUCUUGUGUAGUUGUAAAGGAUUAUGGUGAAGAGACUCCAGCACUUGAUUCACUAAAAGAGUACAUAAAAACUCAAUCUUAA